Diceros bicornis minor is the source of this 5422-nucleotide messenger RNA. It is a transcript of the gene MSL2, whose product is annotated as MSL complex subunit 2. The transcript is spliced from 2 exons. Gene Ontology annotation, cellular component: MSL complex. The record is from RefSeq and is a predicted model, not a curated record. Gene Ontology annotation, molecular function: ubiquitin protein ligase activity. Lineage: Eukaryota; Metazoa; Chordata; Mammalia; Perissodactyla; Rhinocerotidae. Bases 1620 to 3131 code for a protein of 503 amino acids.
UUUUAUUGUUCCCUUUUCAAUGUUUGUUUCUAAAAAUCUUCCUGGGCAGUGGUAACGGGAACGAUUUGACGGCCUGGGAGUUUGUAUUAAGCUUUUGUUUUUUUGUGCAGUAGUGUAUGGUCAGUAGUUUUGAAAUUCGCCACAGGACUUUUGCCCGGCAUUUCAGAAAGACACAACCCUCCCAAACCGCUUUGUAUAGCGGUCUUAACGUUCAGAACGCUUUAAUUCGCCUCGGGUCAUUUCCUUACCAUUGCUGGUGGUGGUUUUUUAAAUAACGUGCCUCCAUAUUGCUUUUUUUUUUUUUUUUUUUUACCCUUUGAUACAAGAGCUGAGUUAAUACUUGCCUUGGUUAGACAUGGUUAAAUUUUGUUAAACCUGGUUAAAACAUGUAUAUGUGGCGUGUUUUCAUUUCCCCAAAGUGGUGUUUCGUGUGGGUGGUGGUAUAAUCUGAUGCACCCACAGCUAGUGAAUUUGGUGUGGAACUUCCCCCCAGGUUCUUCAGCAGAUGGUUUGACAGUAAACAGUGAGCCGGUGAAGACUGAUGGUACUCUCUGCUUUUUAGCUGGUGGGAUUUUUACAUGAUUACGUUUCUUAUUUUGUGGUUUUAAUAUGUUGUGGUCUGGUGGAAAUUAUUUUAGGUGUUUUUGUUUAAAAAAUAUUAACUUGUGUUGGGCAGGAUACUUUCAAGUUAUUUUUGAGAGAGGAAGAUAUGCUAACUUGUUUAAUGAAGUGUCUCAAAAGUGAUAAUUUGGGUUAACUGUGCGUGUAUAAUUGUUUUUCAAAAAUCGAGACUGAAAACGCAAAUUCAAACGAAAGGGCAACUGGGGGAAAAAAAAAGGAAAGUAAUAUACUCCACUUCAUAUUCUUAUUCCGCGAAAAAUUUGAGGUUUUGUUGAUUCACUCGUUAGGUUAGUCAGAAUUUGAGAAAUUCAGGCAUUUCAGGGUUUCACUUUAUCUGAAAUUAGAUAAAGAGAGAAGAGUAAUUUUGCGACUUUAGUGGCUCAAGGGGGAAAUGGUAUUCAUUUGAGAUUGAUCCAGCAUUUUCUGUAUAGCUCUGGGGUAAGGCACUGAGGAGGUGCAGAAGAGGUGAAGAUUGUGUUUUUUUGCAUACCAGGUACUUAAUCUCAUAAACAUAUAAGUGUGUUAGAAUGUGAUUAAGUGCUAGUGUGACUCGUAACAGACACUUAACAGAUUUAUAGAGAAGCACUCUCUGCCCUGGGCCUCAGUUUCUUAAUGUAUAAAAUGAGAGUUUUGGACUAGAUUAAAAGUGUUCUUUCAGCUUAAAUUUUACAAAUACAAGUAUAAGAAUUUGUUUGGUUUCGCCAUGCUCCCUAACCCCAUUCUCACUUUUCCUGGAGUCCUUUUUAUGUCUUCACAGCUUUUGAUUUGGACUGAGGAGAUGGAGCUGCUCUAACUUCCUUUUCCACAAACCUUUCUUUUUGGGCGAUUACUACUGUGGUGAUGUAGGGGAAAGAGAGGGCAUAGGGCAGCCCACCCUGGCCUGCUAGAACAGCAAUAGAGAGUGAUGUCAUUAUCCAGGACAUUUGCUACAAGAUCCUAUUGCACCCACCAACUCCACCUGCCAACACUAUGUCUGCAAAACUUGUAAAGGCAAGAAAAUGAUGAUGAAACCUUCAUGUAGCUGGUGCAAAGACUAUGAGCAGUUUGAGGAAAACAAGCAGUUAAGCAUCCUAGUGAACUGCUACAAAAAACUAUGCGAAUAUAUAACACAAACUACAUUGGCACGGGAUAUAAUAGAAGCAGUCGACUGUUCUUCUGAUAUUUUGGCUUUGCUUAAUGAUGGAUCAUUGUUUUGUGAGGAGACAGAAAAACCCUCAGAUUCAUCCUUUACUUUGUGUUUGACACAUUCCCCUUUACCUUCGACCUCAGAACCCACAACUGAUCCUCAAGCUAGUUUAUCUCCAAUAUCUGAAAGCACUCUUAGCAUUGCUAUUGGCAGUUCUGUUAUCAAUGGUUUGCCUACUUAUAAUGGGCUUUCAAUAGAUAGAUUUGGUAUAAAUAUUCCUUCACCUGAACAUUCAAAUACGAUUGAUGUAUGUAACACUGUUGACAUAAAAACUGAGGAUCUGUCUGACAGCUUGCCACCUGUCUGUGACACGGUAGCCACUGACUUAUGCUCCACAGGCAUUGAUAUCUGCAGUUUCAGUGAAGAUAUAAAGCCUGGUGACUCUCUAUUACUGAGUGUUGAGGAAGUACUCCGCAGCUUAGAAACUGUUUCAAAUACAGAGGUUUGUUGCCCUAAUUUGCAGCCCAACUUGGAAGCCACUGUAUCCAAUGGACCUUUUCUGCAGCUUUCUUCCCAGUCUCUUAGCCAUAAUGUUUUUAUGUCCACCAGUCCUGCACUUCAUGGGUUAUCAUGUACAGCAGCAACUCCGAAGGUAGCAAAAUUGAAUAGAAAACGAUCCAGAUCAGAAAGCGACAGUGAGAAGGUUCAGCCACUUCCAAUUUCUACCAUUAUCCGAGGCCCAACAUUGGGGGCAUCUGCUCCUGUAACAGUGAAACGAGAGAGCAAAAUUUCUCUUCAACCUAUAGCAACUGUUCCCAAUGGAGGCACAACGCCCAAAAUCAGCAAAACUGUACUUUUAUCUACUAAAAGCAUGAAAAAGAGUCAUGAACAUGGAUCCAAGAAAUCUCACUCUAAAACCAAGCCAGGUAUUCUUAAAAAAGACAAAACAGUAAAGGAAAAGAUUCCUAGUCAUCAUUUUAUGCCAGGAAGUCCUACCAAGACUGUGUAUAAAAAACCCCAGGAAAAGAAAGGGUGUAAAUGUGGGCGUGCUACUCAAAAUCCAAGUGUUCUUACAUGCCGUGGCCAACGUUGCCCUUGCUACUCUAACCGCAAAGCCUGCCUAGAUUGUAUAUGUCGUGGCUGCCAAAACUCCUAUAUGGCCAAUGGGGAAAAGAAGCUGGAGGCAUUUGCUGUGCCAGAAAAGGCCUUGGAGCAGACCAGGCUCACUUUGGGCAUUAAUGUGACUAGCAUUGCUGUGCGCAAUGCUAGCACCAGCACCAGUGUAAUUAAUGUCACAGGGUCCCCAGUAACGACAUUUUUAGCUGCCAGUACACACGAUGAUAAAAGUUUGGAUGAAGCUAUAGACAUGAGAUUCGACUGUUAAAUCAGUGGGUCUUUAAACCUACCUCUGGUAGGGAAAUAGCUACAGUUUUACGGCAGCUAUGGUUUUGUUGGUUUAACUUGCCGGAGCUCCUGCAUAUAGAUCACUUGUAUCAAGUGUUUUCAUUGCUAAGUUAUAUGUGUUAGUGUCGGGGAAAUAGUUUGCAGAUAACGGAGGAGUAACCCUACAACUAUAUGUCCUUAGUUCUUACAGAACCUCAUAGUUUGAGAACAAAUGCUGAUGCAACUGAUUUAUACAAAAUGAACUUUGGCAAGGAAAAUAACAUUAACCUCAUUGUUUAUGGUCAUGCUUUGUGCAUAAUCAAAGUUUAUGAUUAAAUGUAAGGAAGUGGUAUCUAGUCAGUCCAUAAAGAUUGUGCUAAUUUUUUCUGAAAAAGUAGCCAUUAGUUUGUUCAGGAGACUCAGUGCUGCCUUUGGAUGCUGUUGAUGUUUCUCCUGUUGAAAAGCUGAUGUGUCCAGCUCAACCUUUGUGCUGACGUAAUACCAUUUCUGAUCAUGGAAAUUGGCUACUGGUGUAUGUAGCAGUUCUUAAAUCAGCAGUAUUAUGAAAGAAAAUUUGCCCCUAUUAGAAUGUUGAAGAAAUCUGUCUUUUAAAAGUGAACAAAUUGAAAUUGUAUCAGCCUGCGGAUGUUUAGCUGUUUAUGCUACAAAACUCUUCUGAGUUGAGUCCCUUUUUUAGUUGUCUGACUCAAUUUCUAGGGAAACAUUCUAAAUCCUUCCUCCACUUAGAGCAAUGUUCUAAUUAGAUAAAUGAAGUAGAGAAGAGCAGUUUUAUUCUGAAGGUAACUGAAUUUAGACUAUAGUAUGUGACAGAAUUUUUAAAAAAUUAUAAAAAUCUUUUAUUUAGAAAUUGAGAUUUAUUUAAAAUAAUUUUGGAAUAAUGCCCCAAAACUUAUCCAGAUUUAUGCAUUGUACUUAUUGCCAUUGGCCACUUCUUUGAUUUUUGUUUCCUCUAAUAGUUUGCCACUGACUUUAUUUUGAAUAUGCUCCUUUUUUUUUAAAUUUUUAAUAGGGUGCUAUUCGUUAUGAAGGCUUCUUUAUAGAGGCCUAAUAAAAAUGCCUUUUUAUGAAGCCCGUGCAUUUAGGUAAGUUUGAAGCUAGAAGGAUUUUCUUUAGAAUGCUCUUUUGCAUGUAAAGCACAAACUGUGUUUCAGUUUAAAUGCACUUCUUCCUUUAAUUUUUAUGGGGAAGACAAGUGAGUCACAAACAUUCUGUUGAAGGGAAAUCUAGUCAGUUGCUUCAAAGAGCACAGCCCAGAUAAAACAAGGACUGACUAGGUUGUAAAGAAAUGACCUUAUGAUUUACAAGAAGAGUUGCUACUUUGACAGUGCUUAUUUAAAGAAAAAUACUGCUGGGAAAUUUCCAAUUUCUACUACGUUCACCAUCUCUCGUGAGAUCUGACAUAUGUUAAAGUUAUGUUUUGAUUUGGCACACAGCAUGUUCAAUGAUGGUUACUCACCUAGUACAAGACAUGGAGAAGAAACCUUUGGACACAGAGCAGAUGACACCUCCUUCUGUUUUGUAGUGUAUCCUGGUGUCAUUUUCUGUGAAUGUGGUCAGGUAGAGUUGUUUUUGUUGUUGUUGGGAUUUUUUUUUUUUUUUUUUUUUUGGUCUCUUUUGGUGGGGUGGGGGUGGGCUAAAGCCAUAGGAAGAAAAAUGUGAUGUAUGUGUCCAGUAUGUACUAUUUUGUUUUUGUUUUGCAAGAAGAGUUGAACUAUUUUUGAUAACAAGAGUAAAUGGUGGAAAAUGCUUCUUAGUUGUCUUGUCUUUAUUUGCUUUCCAAGUUUUGGAAUUUUAUUUAAUUCCUCUAAGUGUUAGCAGUGUCUUAUGAAACCUGUAUUUGCCUAAAGUUUGUUAACACUUUUGUGUUGAACCCAGAUGCCCUGCUAUAUAAACUUGUAAAUCUGUUCUUUAUUCACUAAUGAUCACUGCAAAAAUGACUAGAAAUGAGAUUGUACACGUGGAUGAUUAGGAUAUAUUUUGCAGAUCUUCCAAACUUUCCUAUGAUCUUAAAAUUCAUAGAGUACUUUAUUGCUUCCCAAGUUUGAUAAUCUUAGUUUUGUGUUUUUUUGAUGCAUGGGAGGUUGGCAAUAUAGACAAAGUGGAAAUCAUUAGUAUGUGAGAGCCUUGAUUGUUCUGUAAUAUUGCCAAUGAUGAAUUCAGGUUGUUUUUAGCACAAGUUUCUCUUUUUUAUGCUGGUAUUCUCACUGCCACAUUUUUGGAAACCUGUAUUACACCUUAAAUCUAUCAAUAAAUGUUAGUUUUCUAAUUCUA